AUCGUUAAUUUUCUGAUAGACAUGAUCACGUCGAGGCCUCCACACCGCAAUCCCGCUUCCCUUGUGGACCAGGUAUUGGCGGCUAUACUCCAGAACCGACCCUUUGACGCUCGGCUUGCUGCCUCAGCUACCGCCGGUCAAUCUGUAUGGACCGUAGAGUCAGUUUCCGAAGUCUUGAGGUCCAUACCGAGGGUCUUCUUCCAAUCCGCUCGCUCGAUUGGCCGCCAAAGCGGCUUCCGACACCGCGCACCUUUGAAGCAGCGAAACCUCAAAGUGGAGUCCGAUAAGUUACGGCGCAAUGUUUUGGUUCUUGGCCCUGCCGCUUACAGAGACCCCCAGAAGGUGAGGUUGGGAAUGGACAAAGCAAUGGAGUUCUACUCUUGGGUUGAGGCCCAUUUUGGGUUUGCCCACAAUGAGAUAACUUGCAGGGAGAUGGCCUGCGUGUUGGCCAAAGGGAAUAGAUUGAAAGCUCUUUGGGAUUUUUUAGGGGAAAUGUCGAGGAGAGGGAGUGGCGAGCUCGUGACCACUGCUACCGUUACCCGUUUGAUCAAAGUUCUAGGAGAGGAGGGGUUGGUUAAUCAGGCAUUGGCUGCAUUUUAUAGGAUGAAGCAGUUUCAUUGUAAACCGGAUGUUUAUGCCUAUAAUACAAUUAUUUAUGCUCUUUGUAGGGUAGGGAAGUUCAAGAAGGCAAGGUCUCUGCUGGAGCAGAUGGAAUUGCCGGGGUUUAGAUGCCCACCCGAUACAUAUACGUACACGGUACUCAUUAGUUCAUAUUGUAAAUAUAGCUUGCAAACUGGUUGUAGGAAAGCUAUCAGGAGGAGGAUGUGGGAAGCAAAUCAUUUGUUUCGCAUUAUGCUAUUUAAGGGCUUUGUUCCUGACGUUGUGACUUACAAUUCUUUGAUUGAUGGCUGUUGCAAAACCAACCGGAUUGGGAGGGCUUUGGAGUUGUUUGAAGAUAUGAACAGAAGGGGUUGUGUUCCCAACCGAGUUACUUAUGGUUCCUUUGUUAGAUAUUAUAGUGCAGUCAAUGAGAUUGAUAAGGCUGUUGAGACUUUGAGGAAGAUGCAAGAAAUGAAUCAUGGAAUACCCACUUCCAGUUUGUAUACCCCAAUAAUACAUGCUCUGUGUGAAGCAGGAAGGGUUCGUGAGGCCCGGGAUUUUCUUGCUGAGUUGGUUGAUGGAGGGUCAAUACCUAGAGAGUAUACUUACAAACUGGUAUGCCAAGCGUUGAGCUUUUCGGGAGAGGCCAACUUGCUUGAUGAUGAAUUGCAUAAGAGAAUAAAAGACGGUGUAGUUAAGAGAUAUAGGCAAGUAAUGAAGGGAAAACCAAUCAUGACCCGUAAAGGAUAUUUGACUGAUGCUGAAGUUUGAUAUAGAGGAGAAACUUGUUUGUGGUCAGCCAUAUGAAUAUAUUUGUAUAAUAAGAAGAAUUUUGGAGGGCAUAUAUUGGCAUUCUGCAGACUAUAUAGGAGAAAAAGCUCAAAUUUAUACCACUACCAUGUCUUAUUUGGAUCUGUUUUUGAUUUGGCUCGAGUUCAUCAAAUAAGGUUUUGCCAAACAUGUACAAGAGCAACGCCUAAUAAGAAAAUGGAAAAAAUGGAAAAACGGAAAAAGAGUAAAUAAGAGAGGGGAAAAAAAGAAGAAGAAGCCAAACUAGCAAUCAUCCAAUGAUAAAAGGUUUUUGGAAAAGAAAUCCUUGAUCCAUCUACAGAACCGAACCAGCCAUUGCCCAUUAAUCCACCACCUGAAAUCCACCCAACCAUCAACCAACAAACUCAGCUCCCCCUCACUCAUUCAACAGCAAAAAUUUCAACAAAAAAGAGGCCCAUGGAAUCUACAAUUGAGGAACCCCAACAACCCUUGAAGAAGAAGCAACAAGUGACAGUGAAGGUUGAGAAACAAUCCAAGGAAAUAGAGAUGACAGACGAGUAGAUUAUGGAUGAUUCUACUUUGGCCUAUACUCUAUUGGACAUGCAGUCAAGCCACAAGGAAAAGAAAAAAUUCAAAGGCAAGACCCGAAUGAAUCCGUACAGUAGGCUGAAUCCAACCUCUCUCGGGAAUUCAAACAAGCUGAAGAGGCAAGUUUUAAGAUGCCUCCCUCUUCAAAAUGAGAACAUUAGCUUGGAAUUGCAGAGGCCUAACCUGACCCAAGGGAAUCAGAAUCUAAAGGCUAAUAUUAGAAAAUAUAACCUGGAUGUAGGUUUUUUGUCGGAAACCUUGGUAACGGAAGACCGCACCCUACCUAUUGUACAUAUUUUAGGUUUCCAUAAUUUUGUGCAUUUUCAAAGGGGGCCUAUUACUAAUGUGGAGAUCGGGUGUAGAAAUAGAACUAGUUAGUGUGAAUAUGAAUGCAAUUAAUAUUUUGGUGUAUUCGGAUCCUCCUCAUCAUCCUUGGCUUACUACUUUUGUGUAUGCUCUAGCCCAGUGGAAUCAAAAAGUAGAAUUUUGGAGU
Messenger RNA from Carya illinoinensis, 2452 nucleotides. RefSeq names its product pentatricopeptide repeat-containing protein At1g77405. The transcript is spliced from 2 exons. The record is from RefSeq and is a predicted model, not a curated record. Lineage: Eukaryota; Viridiplantae; Streptophyta; Magnoliopsida; Fagales; Juglandaceae. Gene Ontology annotation, molecular function: protein binding. The coding region runs from base 22 to 1371 and encodes 449 amino acids.